GUGGCACAGACCUAACCCGAAUGAGCCGGAGAGUGGGCAUCCUUCACCGGUGUCGCUGGGCUUUGGGACACUUGCUUCUCCUGGACAGCUUCUCCUUGGUGCUCAGACCAGUCGUGCCACGAGGGACCGCGCUUUACAGGUUGUCAUCAGCCACGUGCAGCCCUCAGGCAGGGCUGGAAGCAGGAAGGAACUCCCCUCGCCGGGUUCCCAGCUGGAAAAUGGCCAAGCGGGAGCAGGUGUUCGGGGUGCAUCUACGAACCGGAGAGAACAGCACCACUUUGCCCUUUUGGACCUCGGCCUUCCACCAGGACCAACCCCGCAAUCUGACAAGGCGGCUUUGCGAACCCAGUGCCCCAGGAACUUUGGGCAGCUCCCCAGACAAAGAGAAUUCUGCCGGAUACAAGGAGACAUGGGCAACAGCAGAAGCCAGUCGGGGCCGAGGUUUUGUUCACAGUUUCUCCCCGUGGAGCAGGCCGAGAUCGAUGGGUUGUUUGACGCUCUGUCAUCGGAGAAGCAGCGCCCAGAUACCUCCCCCAGGUCCUUCUCUCUUAGGGCAGUAAAGAGUCACCUAGGGGAAGCCCUUCCCCCGGAGAUGGUCACAAGACUGUACGAUGGCAUGCGGAGGCUCGACCUGCCGGGGAAGGCGAAGGGGCCCAGCGAGAGCGUCUCCCGGGAGCAGUUCACAAUGUUCAUGUCCCACUUGCUAAAGGGAAGCUCCGAGGAGAAGAGUCUUGUGAUCAUGAAAAUGAUUUCUGCCACAGAAGGUCCCGUGAAAGUGAGAGAAGUCCAGAAGUUCACGGAGGAUCUGGUUGGCUCUGUAGUGCACGUGCUAAACUACAGACAGGAGCUGAGAGGCUGGACCCAGAAGAGGGGCCCGGGCCCCCCGCCCGGGGUGCAGGUGCUGGCAGCCCAGCUCUUCUCCGAGAUGGAACUCCGAGGCAACGAGGAGCUUCCGGGGCCUCAGCAGCUGGACCGUGACUGUGACCGAGCCGUGAUCGAGGACUGGGUGUUCAGGGCCCCCCACGUGGCCACGUUCCUGAGCGUGGUCAUCCACAGAGGCUUUCUCCUCCCGCGCUUGUCCCUCGAUCUGGCCCCCCUGGUCCCUGAGCGUCACGUGGACCAGGAGAGGGUGUUUCAGAGCAUCCUGGACGUGCCGUCGGUCAUCUACGUCAACGCCCACCUGCCCAGGGAGCAGCGGCACCGCUGGCACCUGCUCUUCUCUUCUGAGCUCCACGGGCACAGCUUCGCCCAGCUCUGUGGGCGCAUCACCCACCAGGGCCCCUGCGUGCUGUUGCUCGAGGACCGUGAUGGCCACGUGUUCGGUGGGUUUGCGUCCUGCUCCUGGGAGGUCAAGCCUCAGUUUCAAGGGGACGACAGGUGCUUCCUGUUCUCCACCUCCCCCCGUAUGGCUGUGUAUACCUCCACGGGCUACAACGACCACUACAUGUACCUGAAUCACGGGCAGCAGACGAUCCCAAACGGCCUGGGCAUGGGCGGACAGCACAAUUACUUUGGGCUGUGGGUUGAUGUCGAUUUCGGGAAAGGACACAGCAAGGCCAAGCCCAAGUGCACCACGUACCACAGCCCUCAGCUGUCCGCCCAGGAGGACUUCCGGUUUGAGAAGAUGGAGGUGUGGGCAGUGGGCGAGGCGCCGGGCUCGCAGCAGGCCCAGAGGAACAGGAGCAUCCUGGCUGUGGACCCUGAGGCCCAGGCGCUGCUGGAGAUCAUCGGGCGCCCUCGCCACAGCCAAGGGCUCCAGGACGUCCCGGAGGAUGAGUGAGGAGCCCCCCGGGCUCGGGCCUCCCCAGAGCUGGAUCCCGGCUGCCCUGUGCAGGGCACAGCCUGCAGACCCCUCCCUCUGUCGCACGUGCUCAAGUUCAACACAGAGCCAUGCUGGUCACGUCCGGGACCACCCGGAAUGCAGUAAAAUACCUUUGCUGCCAUAUACGGAUUGGUCAGUGCCUCUCCCAGAAGUCCCGAGGGCCAGCAACCUGGUCCUUGUGUUGUUUCUUGCCGAGGCAAUCCGGGGACACAGACGCCGAGGCCUCUGCCGGGCAUUUGACGGGCACGUGCCUUCCUGCCGCGCAGGACAGGUUCCAUGUGCCGGGGGUGCUUGGCCUCUGCUCAGGACCCUGCAGCCGAAACCGUGCCUUGAUGUUGCAUUUCAGCUGGUCAAGGGCAGAGGCAUUGGGAUGUGGGUCUCCGCACUUUUGGGGAGCAGCUUCCCCUGACAUGAAAUUUCUGUGUUGAUAAAGCAGCACAAACAAUGCGCUGGGGGGGGGGGGGGGCGGGGAGAGCCAAAGACUCGGGAGAGAGCAGGUGUCCCCGUGUGACGGGUCCUCAGUGGUUUGCAACCGGGCUCCACAUCCGCCCUUCUCAGCUGGUUUUAAAGGAGCCUGUGCCAUGAUCUACGGAUCACUGCCAAGGUGUGGUUCUGUCACCGAUUUAAACGUGGGGAGGGCGGAAGCCCCGCCACGUCCCGUCGCAUAAACUGGUGGUGAGUCACUGGGAAGUACUGACCCGGGUUCCUGACCCUGGCACUGCCUCCUCGGUGUCGCCCCCUGGCCCAGAGUGGCUCCCAGAGGGGGGUGACGGGCCAUUCGAUAGCAGGGACUCACUUUGAACCAACUCAAGUGACCCCGGCUGCUAACUGCAAUCUCGGUGGGUGUCUGAGACGGGCCGGAGGAAACCAGCUGCACCGAGAAGUCCUUCCCCGAAGAGCUGUGGGCUCGUCUCCAGAACACGUAUCUCUUCCUCGCCUCUCUCUCCGUAGACUUUUCACUUUCUGCAGAUCUGACGAAGAACGUGACCCCUUAUGAUUGACAUCACCGGAUUCUAAGCCAUCGUCAACU
Messenger RNA from Acinonyx jubatus (cheetah), 2852 nucleotides. RefSeq names its product MTOR associated protein, eak-7 homolog (gene MEAK7). The record is from RefSeq and is a predicted model, not a curated record. Gene Ontology annotation, biological process: TOR signaling. The coding region runs from base 410 to 1780 and encodes 456 amino acids. Lineage: Eukaryota; Metazoa; Chordata; Mammalia; Carnivora; Felidae. The transcript has 9 exons.